This is a messenger RNA of Macrosiphum euphorbiae (potato aphid), 243 nucleotides long. The record is from the annotation of a GenBank genome assembly. NCBI's taxonomy places the organism in Eukaryota, Metazoa, Arthropoda, Insecta, Hemiptera, Aphididae.
AUGUCGUACCGUACAAUUGCUUCAACUGAUUCAGAGAAUGAACAUUUCAGCGAAUCAAUUGAUAUGAGACCGUCUUUUUCAAAAACAAAACCUGGUCUAAAACGUGCUGUAGAAAAAACAAGUGCAAAAAAACCUAUGAAAAAAAAGCAGAAUAAAUUGAGUGCAUCAUACAGAGAUAAUGUUACCGAACGUUUGAGAUCAGAAGAAUUUGAUGUCGAGUUAAUUAAUUCGCUGACAUUUUAG